AUGGGCUACAAUCUAUCUCUUUACCGAGAGAUGGCUUCCUCCGCCGCUGCCGCUGCCGCUGUUGCUGCCAGCGCGGCCAGUUUCGAUGACUAUUAUGCUAUCUUGCAGGUGCCAUGCAACGCUUCACACGAGACAAUUACCAAGAGCUAUCGCCGUCUCGCCCUUGAGUGCCAUCCGGACAGACGCCCUCAGGACCCAGAGAGCACAGCUCAUUUCCAUAGACUGUCGGCAGCCUACGAGACAAUGAAAGCUCCCUGGUUGAGGGGUCAGUACCACACUAUCUGGACCCACUGGAAGCAAUAUCACGUCGUGCCUGAGCUACCACAGUCAUUCUACUACACAGCAAACCCGCACCAGCCGCAAGCUUCUUUCUUCUUUCAUCCAGAGCACACUGAACCCUGCCCAUACCUGGAUACCUACGGCGCAAGACCAGUGCUCGAUGUGCCUUACGCCAAUACAGACGACGGCAACUGUGAGAAGAAGGAGCGGGUGAAUGUGGACAAGUCAAAGAAAGAUGCCGAAAUCCUAGGAUGGAUUUCGACCGUCAAGAGCGUGGAGGACGAGGCCAAGGAAACAGUCCGUCGACAGAUCAUGACGCUCGUAACGGAAAUGAAGGACCUCCUGGCCCUAUUCUACCAGGAUCCCCAGCUGUUCCGCGAUGACUUUAAACCUGCCAAGUACGAGCACGUCUUGAGGGAUUCCAACUGGUUGUCCGACGCCUUGGAUGGAUGCACUUUGGAGGAUCUGCAGAAGAAGCUCACUAUGCUGCAAGCCACCGACGCUGAGGCGGUGCACAAGCUAGUCCGUAUGCAGUUGAAGAGAAAGAGAAAUGUCGACGAUGAAGGCCAGGAUCUCGAAGCUGUCACCCCUGUCAAAGUCUCGAAGAAUGCGGAUACAAACGCUGUUGAAGGGGUCGACACAGAUGUUGAGAUGCAAGACGCUCCCGCAGACUCUACCGCCGACAGUGGUCCAGGCUUAGUAUCUCACAAUAGGAAGUGUGAUGGAUAA
Exophiala dermatitidis NIH/UT8656 is the source of this 1008-nucleotide messenger RNA. RefSeq lists its product as uncharacterized. NCBI's taxonomy places the organism in Eukaryota, Fungi, Ascomycota, Eurotiomycetes, Chaetothyriales, Herpotrichiellaceae. Gene Ontology annotation, cellular component: spliceosomal complex. Bases 1 to 1008 code for a protein of 335 amino acids. The transcript is spliced from 2 exons. The record is from RefSeq and is a predicted model, not a curated record. Gene Ontology annotation, biological process: spliceosomal complex disassembly.